AAUGCGAAUAAUAAUAUGCGAUCAUUCCAAAUUAGAGAGAAGUCACAUACAAGUUUGUUUCAACAUUUCCCAACACAGUCCAAGGUUUACGCGCAUGUCCUUGAAUAAUUAAUUAUACACCACACUCCAUUGUUGCAUCAACGCUAUUUCGGCACGAGCAUCAUCCUAAAAGCUUCAAUUAAGCGAUAUUACUGGCGAUAUAGGACGCCAUAUAUCGGUGCAACAAAUACCACCUGAUCAUCGAAACCCCUCCAAUCCCUAAACCCAACCAGCCGCGCAUCAGAAAAAAGACUGCCCCCCAUAUUAGCCCGGCCGUCCGUGGGAUAUCGGCUGCAACGAUGCGCCCGGCGGUGAGCACCCCAACGGCGAUACUCCUCGUAGACAUCCAAGAGGGGUUCAAGCACCCCACCCACUGGGGCGAGUCCAGGAGCACUCCUUCCUUCGAAAGCAACGUCGAGGCGAUCCUGUCCGCGGCGAGGGCCUACAAUACUCGCUUGGAAACCAACCAUGCAACAGCAACAGACCCAGCACCAGCACCAGCAGACGCAGGUAGCACUCCCAGUCAGCACGCGGUCCAGAUAAUCCACAUCCACCACCACUCCCUAUCCCCGACGUCGGCGCUGCACCCAACCCACCGCAUCGCCGGCUCGUCGACGCCGUCCGUGGCCGCCAACCCCUGCGCUGCACCGCGGCCCCACGAAGCAGUGCUCGUCAAGCACCACAACAGCUCCUUUGUGGGCACGGACUUGGAGGCGCGCCUGCGGGCCGCGGGCGUGCGGCAGCUGGUAGUCCUCGGCCUGACCACCGACCACUGCGUCAGCACGACGGUGCGCUUCGCCGCCAACCUGCAGGUGCUGGGCGGCGAGGGCGGCCCCGACGGCAACGGGGAGGGCGUGCACGGCGUCGUGGUCGUGCGCGACGCCACGGCCACGUUUGCCAGGGGAGGCUUCGACGCCGAGACGGUCCAUGCCGUCAGCCUGGCCAGCUUGGAUGGUGAGUUUGCCCAGGUCGUGGAGACCAAGGACGUCUUGGGGGCACUUGGGGCACUUGGGGCACUUGGGGCGUGAGGUGGGUGAGCAGGGAAGAAGGGGGGAUGGAGGGGGAUCUGGUACAUAGUAAACUCUGGUCGUAUAGGGGGUACAUGAAAAGCAGGAGGUAGGGGCAGCGGGGAUCACUACAAAAGAUCCAGGUGUGGUAUUCUACAGGGUCAUGGGAAAGAUACCAUUAGAGCAGGCGAUGCAUGGGCUUGAAGCCCUGGACAUGCACAUCGAUCGUGCAAGUCAUACAACCCAAUUUUUGCUACUUAUGUACUUUCUUUGUGUGACACAGAAAAAAAGAGAAAGAAAAAAGAAAGAAGAAAAGAAAAAAUCUCCAUGA
Molecule: messenger RNA, 1377 nt
Organism: Pyricularia oryzae 70-15
Lineage: Eukaryota; Fungi; Ascomycota; Sordariomycetes; Magnaporthales; Pyriculariaceae
Product: isochorismatase
Exons: 1
Coding region: 339-1067 (242 amino acids)
Source: RefSeq, a predicted model, not a curated record